Desarmillaria tabescens is the source of this 1864-nucleotide messenger RNA. RefSeq lists its product as uncharacterized. The transcript is spliced from 4 exons. The coding region runs from base 171 to 1784 and encodes 537 amino acids. Lineage: Eukaryota; Fungi; Basidiomycota; Agaricomycetes; Agaricales; Physalacriaceae. The record is from RefSeq and is a predicted model, not a curated record.
CUCCGGAUACCAACUUUGUCGACCGCCUCCAUCCACGCCAGGUUCCACGGGAGUCCCAAUCCUUUCGGAGGCUCAUUGUCGUCCACUUAGACUGUAGCUCGAAAGGAACCUCGGUCAAUCCGUUUGUUUCCCUUGCCCUAGAGCUACAAACGGCGUUUGUUGGAAGAUUCAUGUCUUCGUCUGACCAGCUUUUCGGCAUGACCGAUUUCAUGCUAGCGGGAUCACUUAAAAGCUUGUACGAGAACAACGAACCGCCAUCCAACGCCCAAGAGAAUAUUCUCCGUGCUGAGCUUGCACGCCGUCUUGAAUCCUUGUCAUACAUCGACAAGAAAAUUAUCCAGCUACGAACAGAGCUUGAGGCUCAUUUACAUGCGCGCGAUGCAAUUGCCAACGAGGUCGACACCAUCAGAACUGGCCUGCAUCCGAUUCGUCGCCUUCCCGAUGAUAUAUUGACUGUAAUCUUCGAGCUUUGCGUGCGAAAUCCGACCAAGCUGUUAGAUUCAUGGCAUUCCUAUGACUACGACUCGCUGGUAACGGAUGACGCUCCAUGGACUUUGUCCCAUGUUUGCCGUCAGUGGAGAGCGGUCGCGGUGAACACAUCGCGCCUGUGGUCUUGCGUUAACCUGACUUUCAGUGAUUCCGAGGAGCUAGGGAAUGAAAGAUACCUCCUUGAACUUCAACUCGAGAGGCUGAAGGGGCACGAUAUCAGCCUUUCGAUAUCGAAUCCGGCUGACGACCACCCGUUACUCCCAUUGAUUAUUCCAAAGUUUAUUCCGCAGUGCACUACUCUAAUGCUGAAUGUGUCAUACCCAUUUUUCCACUCCUUGACCCCAUAUAGCGAAUGUUUUGCUCGCGUCACGCACCUUGCCUUGCAGCUCAAUCCCAAUGCUAAGGAACCAAGGGACAUGAACAUUUCCAUCGAUGCCUUUACCUCCCUUCCUUCGCUGCAGUACCUUAACGUCACGGGACCCAUCGAAUACUAUAGCUUACCGUUUCACAACCUGACGGAAUAUCACGGUUUCGUGGCUACCAACGCACAGCAUUUUGAGGCGCUGCAGAUGUUAACACAGUCAUCCUCGCUAACUCGCCUAAAUCUCGUAUGUCACGAAAGCGAUAUAGACUCAAUUCCGCUUGAGACCAUCACCCUCCCCAGUCUUCGUCAUUUGUCGUUAUGCGAGGAACGAAGGUCUCAUUAUGACAUGGUAGAAGGUUCUCUGGCUCAGAUUUAUACUUGCAUUCGGCUUCCUUCUCUCAUUUCCCUGAAAAUUGAAUACAGAGACAAGGGCGAACAUACCGUAUUUCCUCCGUUAGACAUGUCUAAUCGUUGUACAGCUACCACACUUGAAGUACGCGCCGAUCUUCAUAGCACUGGGGGAAGCCCUGGGGAUCUCGCAAGAUUCGUGCAAUCUACACCCAACGUCACAGACCUUCGGAUUCGCGUCGAUCCCCUUUCCAAUGCCUUUCUCGCCCGACUUAUUGUUCUUCCCGAUCCUGACGUUCCCCUUCUCCUUCCGAAGCUCACUUCGUUAGACCUGCGCUCUUCCCAGUUCAAAAGCCUGAACUACCAGGCUUUGAUCAGCGAGGACCGCACCUGCAGUAUCCUGCAGGAAGUGCGUUUAGACUCGCCAUUGGAGACCUUUGACGAUGAGGAAACAGGAGAUCUUUGGAGAGAGCUAUUGGAGGACGGACUGGUUGUAAAGUACGAAAAGGAUGGACUGGAUCCCCCUGAAAGUGAGUGGAACUCGUCAGACGGGAGCAGUGGCUCGGAACGUGAUUAUUGGUAGAAGGGAAGGCGGCAAAUGGGGCGAGUAUUUACCAUGUGCCGUUGGGUGCAACUAGAUAUAAUAUCUCACUCACACGUACU